Messenger RNA from Homarus americanus (American lobster), 2937 nucleotides. RefSeq names its product progranulin-like. The coding region runs from base 195 to 1688 and encodes 497 amino acids. The transcript has 11 exons. Gene Ontology annotation, cellular component: extracellular region. NCBI's taxonomy places the organism in Eukaryota, Metazoa, Arthropoda, Malacostraca, Decapoda, Nephropidae. The record is from RefSeq and is a predicted model, not a curated record.
UGCUAGAGAUUGUUUACCAAUCCUUGAGAGGUGCACCCGACCUGACGGCUGUGUCAGUGUGUGGUGUGGAGUGCUCAGCUUGACAGGCUUCUACUAUUGCUUCUGUGUUAUAAGACUACUGCAUCUAAUGCCUUGACAGAGGUACUUCACUACUGAACUUAUCCUGCACCCUAGUUUAUUGGAACCUACAGUAAAUGAUGGGUCAAAGAUUUUUGGACAUUGUGAUCAUCAUCACACCCGUGCUAGUGUCGUAUGUUAAUGCAGUCCUCUGUCCUGGUGGAUUGAUUAAAUGUCCAGAUACCAUGACAUGUUGUUUACUGGCCAAUAAGGAGUAUGGAUGCUGCCCAUAUGUAUCUGCUGUCUGCUGCCCGGAUCGUGUACACUGUUGUCCUCAUGAUAUGCAAUGUGAUGUAGUCUAUCAGGCUUGUUUAAAGAAUGGAUUUCCUGUGAAAUUCUUCUGGAAAGUCCCUGUGCACCAAGAACUCGCUGAGCAGAUUGAACCAAGAACUGUUGUAGAAGAACUGCAGAUAGAGACAAAUGAAGUGGAGCUGUCUGAAGGCUUGACCGAAAGAAAGAAAUGUCCCGAUGAGCAUUGGUGCCCAGGAGUAUAUACUUGCUGCAGGAUGUACAGUGGGGAUUAUGGUUGUUGUCCUUAUGAUGCUGGGGUCUGCUGCUCUGAUGGCUUCCACUGCUGCCCUAAAGGGUCUCAGUGUGAUGCGACUACUGGAGGAUGCUAUCAUGAGAACAUGAAUUUUUCUAUUAAUGCUUAUCCUAUGGAGUCAAAGAAACCUCCAAAGAUAACCAGGACAAAAGUUCAAACUGCAAGGACAACGCCACUAAUUAAGCCAGCUCGAGAGAACAUUGCCGACCCAGGAGGCGAGUGUCCUGACGGCCACCCUUGCCAAGAGCAAUAUACCUGCUGCAAGGUCAUGGACCAAGGAUAUGGAUGCUGCCCAUAUACUGAUGCUGUUUGUUGCACAGACUAUAUCCACUGUUGCCCUAAAGGAACCACCUGCAACACCACCCUUGGAACCUGUGAUGUGCAAAAGAACUUGAAAUUGUCUGUUCCUGCCCACUCCAUUGAAACUCUUGGAUUGUCGCAAGUGUCAAGACCAAAGGCAAGAUUAGAAGCGGAGCAAAAGGAUGAAGUUGGCAUUGUGUGCCCUGAUAGAGAAUCCCGUUGUCCAGAUGGUCAAACAUGCUGUCCAAUUAGGAGUGGUGGCUAUGGAUGUUGCCCCAUGCCUCUCGCAACUUGCUGCAGUGACCGUGAACAUUGUUGCCCCCAUGGUUAUGAAUGCAUUGGUAGUGGGUGCCAGAGGAGGGCAGGAUCUCCCGAUCUCCCACCUUUUAUUCAGUUCUCAUCUGCCAUUAGAAAUGAAGAGGCCAGCUCUAAAUUAACAAUCCCAGAAGUCAGGACUGUGGUAUGCCCUGAUGGUAAUGUCUGCCCUGAUGGAAACACUUGCUGCACACUUAGUAGUGGUGGUUAUGGAUGUUGCCCCAUGACUCGUGCAACAUGCUGUGACAAUGACACCUGCUGUCCCCAUGGGUACUGGUGUGCUGAAGACAGCUGUGACAGAGCAUCAAGAACCACUUCAAAUUAUUUGCCAUUUCUGAGCAAGACUCGUAUUUCUCCUCGUGUUGCAGAUAAUGAGGAAGAUCCCAAAGGAGUGAUUUUGAAUGGAGCUUAGUAAAGUUGAGUGUUUUUGUUAUUCCUUGAGGAUUUUGUAUACAUCUUGUUAUCCUACAAUAGCCACAAAACAGAAAGGGUAUAAAUGCCCAUUUACCACAUUUGGCUGGAUUUAAGAAUUCUGCUGUCAUAAAUUACUAGAAUGUAUUUUUAAAGAAUACUGUAACUAAUAAUGUACAUUGACUUAAUGUAUGGUAGACGAAUAAUUAUUUUUCACUUUGCAUCUUGGGUCACAGCUUUUGACUAGCACCGGUAAAUAUAUAUUUUCUCAAAAUUAACAGUGAAUGAAGAUGGAACAAAAAAUAUUGAUUACUGUAAUGUUCAUAGAAUUUAAUGAUGAAUCUCAUCUGUAUAAUGUUUGAAGUGUCAAGUACAAUAUAUAAUACACAAAAAUAAUUUCAUUUUGUGAGCAAGGUUUUAGGGGGUUGCUGAUCAUUGCUUACAAUCAUGUUUGUAGAUGUUGCUCAUCUUAGCUGUCAGCAACAUCAGAAAUUUUUAACUAUACAUGUAAUUAAAUUUUUAACAAUGUGCACACUUUAAAACCUCCUAUGUGAGACAAGUUUGCCCCUUGGCAUUAUAUUUUUGAGAAGUUUUGUUUUGUUCCAUACCCUAGUAUAAGGUACUGUACCGACUAGUGAUAAGGAUGUAAACUCGGGGCUUUUAUAUUACAAUCAAUGGGUGUUGUUGCUGGUUAUAAAUGUAUGAAUUUUUUAUUUUUUUUAUUGAGUUUUGAAACUCGGUUCACUCGUGUAUUUCACCGUAUGUAUGUAUAUUCAGUUUAAUGCCACUAUUACACUCGAAAAAUAUACAGAGGAAUAUCAAGUCUUAGAAUUUUUUAUUUGUGUUUUUCAUAAACCAUAAUUGCAUGUCAAGUCUCUUUUUGCAUACUGUUUAGGGAAUUGUUUGAAAAAAGGAUUUGUAGAUUUUGAAGCAUUAAUUGUGUCGGCCACUCAUGAAGUUGCAGGAAGAGCCAUACAUUUUCUCUACCUUAAGUUAUCUUGCCACCAGUUUGACACCAAUCAUGUUCUUAAACUGGCUGUAAUUUUUUAGUACACAUUUAUUCUUUCCAUAAUUUCUUCACUUAAAUGUAAGGUGUGCAUGAUGGAGAUUUUUGCUUGUAUCCAUAAUCAUUAACUAUACUGUACGGUACUUUUAAGUUUGUAAAAGAUUGGUACAGUAUAUUGAAAUUAUUGAUAACAUAGAAGAUGAAAGAAGGUGCUGUUUUAUAUGCAAAUAAAGAUAUCCUGUAA